Messenger RNA from Catharus ustulatus (Swainson's thrush), 1839 nucleotides. RefSeq lists its product as uncharacterized. Bases 328 to 1293 code for a protein of 321 amino acids. The record is from RefSeq and is a predicted model, not a curated record. The transcript has 2 exons. NCBI's taxonomy places the organism in Eukaryota, Metazoa, Chordata, Aves, Passeriformes, Turdidae.
AAAUGGGAAUUUCCAGGAUAAAGUGAGCUGGAAUUUAAAAGGGAAAAAGGAGAAUAAUUCUCCACAGGGACACCUCAAAUUCUAAAAAACAGAACAGAAUAAAUCCAGGUGUGCUCCUGGCACACAAUACUGCAUAAAACCAUGGGAUUGGGGAUUGGGAAUCACUGGCACAUCCCUGCUUAGAUACAAACAGCUGUCCCAAAAAAAAAAUUUGGGAAUUUUGGGCAGCAGGGAGAGCUUGGGGUGAGGUUUGUGUCCCUCAGAGCUCAGUCCUGGGUACCAAAUCCCUUCCCAGGUGGGAUUUUGGAGCAUUUUCCUGGGGAAAAAAUGUCCUGUGGGAAUGUUCAGGGGAUGGAUUUGGGUUUGGUUGGGGAGCAGGAGGCAGCAGCUGCAGCUGCAGUGCCAGGGAACCGCCCCAACAUCUGGAAUUUGGCUGUUUCACCUCCCCAACAUCUGGAAUUUGGCUGUUUCACCUUCCCAACGUCUGGAAUUUGGGUGUUUCACAUUCCCAGCCUCUGGAAUUCUGCAGUUUUACCUUCCCAACAUCUGGAAUUCAGGUGUUUCACAUUCCCAACAUCUGGAAUUUGGCUGUUUCACCUUCCCAACAUCUGGAAUUCAGGUGUUUCACAUUCCCAACCUCUGGAAUUCUGCAGUUUUACCUUCCCAGCCUCUGGAAUUCGGCUGUUUUACCUUCCCAGCCUCUGGAAUUUGGGUGUUUCACCUUCCCAGCCUCUGGAAUUCUGCAGUUUUACCUUCCCAACGUCUGGAAUUCAGGUGUUUCACCUUCCCAGCCUCUGGAAUCUGGCUGUUCCCGAUCUGUUCAUUCGAGCCCUCCCCAUCCCAGCUCCUCACAGGAAUAAUCACAGAGCUGCUCCAGCUGACAGGGCAAAAAAAAAUCCCUUUAUUCCCUCAGGAACUCGAGGAACGGGGGAGCUCCAGGUGCAUUCCCAGCCCUGGAAUCCAUGGAGAGUCUGGCAAGGGGACAUCCCAGAGGGACAGGGACAUUCCAGAGGGACAGGGACAUUCCAGAGGGACAGUGACAUCCCAGAGGACAUCCCAGAGGCACAGGGACAUUCCAGAUGCUUGAAGACAUUCCAGAGACACAGGGACAUUCCAGAAGCAGAGGGACAUUCCAGAGGCUUGGGGACAUUCCAGAGGCUUGGGGACAUCCCAGAUUUGGGGUCUGCCAGCAAUGCCAGGAAUGCAGCAGGUUCUGUUUGGCACCCCUGGGGUGGGGAUGGAGCAGAUCCAGGAGAGGGAUUUUUGUCCUGUCCCUCAUCCCCACGGAGCUGAGCAGAUCCAGGAGAGGGAUUUUUGUCCCAGAUCCUGUCAGGGCACCAGGUCCUGUCCCUGUUCCCAUCCCUGAGCACAUCCAGAGGCUCUGGCACCACUGCAAUGGGGAUUUUAUCCCAGAUUCUGUCAGGAAAGCAGGUCCAGUCCCUGAUCCCAUUCCCAAACUGAUCCAGGGGUUCCUGGUGUCACUCAAAUGGGGAUUUUAUCCCAAAUCCUGUCAGGGCAGAUGGUCCUGCUCCAGUUCUUCAUCCCUGAGCAGAUCCAGAGGCUUUGGUGUUACUGGAAAUGGGAUUUUAUCUGUUAUUCAUUUUAAAGAGGAUCCAGAGUCUCUGGCAGAACUGGAAAUGGGUUUUUGUUCCAGAUUCUGUCAGGAAAGCAGGUCCAGUCUGUUAUCCCAUUCCUGAGCAGCUCCAAGGGCUCCUGGUGUCACUCAAAUGGGGAUUUUGUCCCAGGUCCUGUCAGGGCAGAGGGUCCUGUUCCAGUUCUUCAUCCCUGAGAAGAUCCAGAGGCUUUGGCAUUAUGGGAAAUGGGGUUUUGUCUGUUAUU